AUGCAGCUUCUCCCCUCCCUGCCCCUGCUCGCCGCUACUCUCACCGCCGUAGUAGCCCAUCCCGGACAUGCUCCUCCCAGCGCCGCCGAGCUCGAAGCGACUCGUGCCUUCAAGCGCUCCACGCACCAACGCUACUCUCACUGUGCGUCCACGUCGUCCAUCCAGCGUCGUCAUGCGCUUCACUCCCAGACACGUCGCCAACAGCUCCUCUCCGAUCUCCGUACUCAGCUUCGACGCAACUCCUCCGACUAUUUCUCCACCGUCUUGGGAACGGACCACCAGUCGAACCGUACCGAUCUGACCUCUUCCAAUGCCACCACUUCCACGGUGUUUGCGUCCAACUCGUCGUCUGCAUGCGUCUUGCAACCCGAAGUGACCAUCGGACCGUACUGGGUGAGCGGCGAACUGCUCCGAUCCAACGUCACCGACGGUCAGCCUGGAGUGCCGCUCUACCUCGAUGUCCAGUUCGUCAACGUCGACACCUGUCAACCUGUUCCGGAGCUGUUUUGGGAGAUUUGGAGCUGCAACUCUACGGGAGUCUACUCGGGUGUUUCUGCUGCUGGAAAUGGAAACUCGGACGACACUUCGAACCUCAACGCCACCUUCUCCCGAGGUGUUCAACAGACUGACUCCAACGGUGCUUCCCAGUUCACCACCAUCUUCCCCGGUCACUACACUGGCAGAGCCACGCACAUCCACGUCGUCGCCCAUGCAAACGCCACCCUCCUCUCCAACAACACCCUCUCGGGUGGUGGCGCCGAUGGAGCCAUCCACAUCGGUCAACUCUUUUUCGACCAGGACCUCAUCUCCCAGGUGGAAGCACUGCAACCGUACUCCACCAACACCCAGAACCUCACCUUGAACGCCGACGACAGCAUCUUUGCUGAGGAGGCUUCCAGUCAGGGUUCCGAUCCCGUGGUCGAGUAUGUACUCUUGGGUGAUAGCGUGCAGGACGGUGUUUUCGCUUGGACCACCAUUGCUGUCGAUGUGGGCGCCGAGUAUACGACACAGGCUGCUGCCAGUUGGACUGACGACGGCGGAGUGGCUAAUGAAUCUUCGCAGGGCCAGGGUCCGGGUGGCGCUCCGCCUUCGUAA
Molecule: messenger RNA, 1095 nt
Organism: Pseudozyma hubeiensis SY62
Lineage: Eukaryota; Fungi; Basidiomycota; Ustilaginomycetes; Ustilaginales; Ustilaginaceae
Product: GPI anchored dioxygenase
Exons: 1
Coding region: 1-1095 (364 amino acids)
Molecular function (GO): ferric iron binding; oxidoreductase activity, acting on single donors with incorporation of molecular oxygen, incorporation of two atoms of oxygen
Source: RefSeq, a predicted model, not a curated record